ACCCCCAGCGUCCUGGAGGGCAAUAACUCCCUGGAUCUGCUGGAGAUCAUAGGCAACUUCUACGACGGCAGCAACAUGACCUCUCUGGACUAUGAUGCCGCACCCUGCCACAACCAGUACUGUCCCCUUUUCCAGCGCGUGGCCCCUGCCUUCCUUGCUGUCACCUGUGCCGCAGCCACCCUGGGCACUGGGGCACUGCUGGUGGCACUGGCCAAGUGGCCCCAUGCCUGGGGCUGGCCCCAGAGCCGACCGCUGGUGGCCCAGCUGGCAGUGGGGACAGGUCUCUUCACUGCCCUAAAAACAGUGGGCAUCAGACAGGGCUGGCAGCUGGGCACGGGGCUGUGUAAGCUCACCCACCUGCUGUGGCACUGGAGCCUCUUUGCACAGGGGCUGCUGGUGGGCAGCAGCUCCUGCAGAACCGCCUGGUGCCGCUGGGAUCCCCGGAGCCAGUGGAUGGCCGUGGCCAUGUGGGCCGGGGCACUACUGCUAGCAACGCCGGUGGCUCUCACCAGCGGCACGGUGGCAGCCCCAGAGACAAGCUGCAUCCGCUGGAGUGUGGACAUCCUCUCCCCAGCGUACCUGCUGCACCUCGCCCUCUGUCUCUGCCUCUUCCUGCUGCUGCCAGCCCAGCUGCUGCAGCCCACCUGCAGCACCUUCGAGCAUUUUGACUAUGUGCUGGGGUUGUGCGAGGGUCUGGGGGUGCUGCACUGCUGCCUGGGGCCCGCAGCACUGCUCGCUGCCAGGCUCUGCCGCCACAGGGCAGGCACCAGCGGCAGCUGCUGCAAGCGGCUGUGUUCCUGGCGCUACAGCCGAGGGCCCCAU
Molecule: messenger RNA, 822 nt
Organism: Balearica regulorum gibbericeps (East African grey crowned-crane)
Lineage: Eukaryota; Metazoa; Chordata; Aves; Gruiformes; Gruidae
Source: RefSeq, a predicted model, not a curated record